Perca fluviatilis (European perch) is the source of this 2026-nucleotide messenger RNA. RefSeq names its product dual specificity protein phosphatase 19-like. The record is from RefSeq and is a predicted model, not a curated record. The coding region runs from base 379 to 987 and encodes 202 amino acids. Lineage: Eukaryota; Metazoa; Chordata; Actinopteri; Perciformes; Percidae. Gene Ontology annotation, cellular component: cytoplasm. The transcript is spliced from 5 exons. Gene Ontology annotation, biological process: protein dephosphorylation; regulation of MAP kinase activity. Gene Ontology annotation, molecular function: JUN kinase phosphatase activity.
UGUUUUGGCUUUUGGUGGAGCAGAGACGACGCCCGAUUGCCAGCUUAGCGGUGGUUAGCUUAGCCAGCAGACGCCGCCAUUACCAGCCGACGUUAGCUAGCUAUUAACGCUACUGCAGGCCUCAAGCUUUGCCGAUUUCACCUCAGGGAGCUUACUUUUCACAGUUUCAGUUGAAUUUUAAGUGACAGACAUUUACUAUACUGUUCAUAAUAAGUCUACAUGUGUCCUUAAUCCAACUGAGAAUCCGUUUACAUCGUAAAACAAAUGGGCCACUUUACCGCAAGCUAACGCGACAGCUUGUGGCUAGCAGUGCUUGUUUCCAGGGAUGCUAAGGGGACAUUUAGGAUAACACAGCUGGGUCCUGUAUACCCCGGUGUGAUGCAUUCGCUGGCUCAGGAGAUCCAGGGCUUCUCCAAAAACCGUCUGAAGAAACAGUGCACGUGUGUUACCACGGUGACAGGCAGGAGGCUUCUGGAGAGGAGGGGUGAUGGAGGAGAGGGAGAUGAGCAGGUUGAAGAGCUGGAAGAGGAAGUUGGAUGCGGAUUUGUAGAAGAUACAAGUCUGGACCUUCAAGUUGGUGUCGUUAGACCCUUCCUACUGCUGGCCUCUCAGGAUGCAGCCCACGACAUUGACACCCUGCAGAGAUUUAAGGUGUCUCAUGUGCUAAAUGUGGCCUAUGGAGUGACUAACCUGUUCCCAGAUCAGUUGAUUUAUAAGACGCUGCAGAUCCUGGACCUCCCAGACACUGACAUCACUUCAUAUGUCGGGGAAUGCAGCUCCUUCAUAGAUCAGGCCCGAGAACAGGACGGUGUGGUGCUGGUCCACUGUAACGCGGGCGUAUCACGCUCUUCCUCCGUUGUCAUUGGCUACCUGAUGUUGAGGGAGGGGCUUUCGUUUGACGAUGCAUACAGCCAGGUGAAAGUGGCGAGGCCCUCAAUUCGCCCCAACCCCGGCUUCUACCAGCAACUACAGGGUUACAAACCUUAAAGCUGCAUUCAUUAUUUUUUGUCCACUUGGGAAAGACAACACAUAUACAUAUAUAUUACAUAUCAUGGAACCUUAAUAUAAUGGUGAACAAAAGGUUGCUUAUUUACACAUGCAAGCUCAUUAUUCACUCUUCUUUUAGCACUGUUUUGGUCCCCACCAACUCUGGAGGGAAAUAUCUGGAUCUUUAGCUGCUAAAUGCUCCACUGCGUUCACCAGCUAGUCUCCAAUUGUGUCUAUGUUCUGUUUGGUGCUAAACAGGUUGCGUACAGUGUAUUUUUAGAGCUUUUUCACUGAAAGCAGCUGCCUGUAAGAGCGAUCCAAAACAGGAAAGUUGUGGGCUGUGUAAACAAAACAUCGAGCUGAAAGAAGCUUAAAGGGGAACUGCAGAUUUGGUGAUAAUUCUCUUUUCCCACUACACAUAAUCAUUUGAUCCAUUUUAAUGUAAAAAUAUUGAUAAGUGCUGCUUCAAGGAACUACAAAUCUGUUCUUCAACUUGAGAAGAAGCCUUACAAAACUACAACACCACCUUGUAGUACCACAAUUGUAGUGUUGUACCAAAAGCUGUAGGGCUUUAUGUUUGCUUUUCUCCUACCUGUGAUAAACAAUUUUUGAAAACCACCCUGCCGUUUGUCUGCCUUUGUAAUGAUUAUGUUUUAUUAUCAAACCUAAGAAAAAUUUCAAUAAAAUAUAUCAAUUUGCAGCAGGAAGAUAUUUAAACAUUUUAAUGACUCCCUAAACAAUGAUUUUGUUUCUUGAAAGAAAUGCAACCCAGAAGUAAUGUGAUAAUGUAUUCACUAAAAGAAAUUUCAAUGCAAGGUGUGCCAUAUGUCGAUGAACUUGCCCAGUAUGUAUGCAUGUGUUGAAUGGGUAAUUUGUCUAAAAAUAGAGUGGGUAAAUGAAAAACUGUGUCUACUUUUCAUUCCACAGUACUAAAAGUGUUUGAUUGAGUGUCUGAUUAGCUAUUGGAUCCAUUUAUUUUAGAGGCACUUGUUUUCUUUGCAGUAUAGCUUGUUUUCUAAUUAAAGACGUACCACUUUUU